This is a messenger RNA of Ostrinia furnacalis (Asian corn borer), 2225 nucleotides long. Its product is annotated as lachesin. The transcript has 10 exons. The coding region runs from base 328 to 1527 and encodes 399 amino acids. The record is from RefSeq and is a predicted model, not a curated record. Gene Ontology annotation, cellular component: neuron projection. Lineage: Eukaryota; Metazoa; Arthropoda; Insecta; Lepidoptera; Crambidae.
ACGGUCGUGCGACUAUACCGACGAACGCCGGCGAACAAACUUUUCACGGGACAUCGAAAAGUAUCAUUCACGUUAUCGAAUCUAACGAUACCUUAAUCGCAUUUUUGCGUGUGUCGAAUGCAAUUCGAAGGGGAUUUGUCGUGUGUUGUUCUGUUUAACAUAAUUUUGACUUUUCAACGAAAAGACUUCGGUGUUUCUUUUCAUGGAAUGUCUUAAUACGUAAAAUAUUCGAAUGGCGCCCAACGUGGGGUCGUAAAGUUAGUAUAAAAAAUGUAAAGAAGCUUUCUGCUUGAAAAUUAAAUAUUGAAGUACUUAGAAAAACCUAAAAUGUAUUCUCAACAUCAGUUAAGUUUGCUUAAUAGCGGUAAAAUAUUGUUAGCAAUACUUGUUUUGGAUUGGCUGCUAGCCGGUUCCACCGAUGCUACGACACACGAGCCGGGCUUCAGCGGGCCGAUCGCCAAUGUGACUGCGCCGCUCGGCCGGGAAGCUAUCCUGGCCUGCACUGUACACAACCUUUCCACUUACAAGGUCGCAUGGCUGAGGGUAGACACGCAGACGAUCCUCACGAUCCACACGCACGUCAUAUCGCGGAGCCGCCGCGUGGGCGUGACGCACAGCGACCACAGGGUCUGGUUCCUACACAUUAGAGAGCUGCGGGAGACCGACAGAGGGUGGUACAUGUGCCAAAUCAACACCGACCCGAUGAAGAGCCAGCUCGGAUACCUAGAUGUUGUGGUGCCUCCCGACAUAUUGGACCGCGGUACGAGUACUGACCAGACAGUGAGGGAAGGAGCCUCCGUGAGCCUCACGUGUGCUGCCACCGGCUCCCCUCAUCCUCAGAUCACGUGGAGACGAGAACAUUCCAAACCAAUCACUAUAGCAGAUGGGAUUCAAGUGUCAUCAUUAGAAGGGCCGGUCCUAAACAUAAGCAGGGUGAGCCGCCAACACGCGGGGGCGUAUCUCUGCAUCGCCUCCAACGGCGUCCCUCCCACAUUGAGCAAAAGAAUUAUGCUCACAGUUGAAUUUCCCCCAGUGAUAACGAUAAGGAACCAGCUGGUGGGCGCAGCAUUAGGGUCCGACCUGGUUCUGGAGUGUGAAACAGAAGCCUACCCCAAGCCCGUCAGCUAUUGGAGCAGAGAGAACGGGGAAAUCGUACCUGUUGGAGGCGGUCUCGAGCCGCAGAAGGUGGACAGCUCGUACCGUUCCAUGCUGCGGCUGGCCAUCCGCAGGAUCACCACUACGGACUACGGCGCCUACAAGUGCGUCUCCAAAAACUCGCUGGGUGACACCGAGGGCACCAUCAAACUAUACCCAAUGUCACCACCAGCCUUGGAAAACAAAAACGUUGUUCAGAGGAUGAACGUGAUGGCUGACAAAUCAUCGCAAAGUACUCCAUUCGGUACACAAGAUUUCAGGUUACAAGAUUACAACGGAGCGGGCUCCAAGGAUCAUCUCUGUAACGGAUUUUUGUACUCAUUAGUCAUUUUAAUCAAGAUAGCAACAUCUCGGGCUGAUGUUUUGCUUUGAGCAACUAAGAAAAUGAAUUAAUUACACCUCCCUGUACAAUCACCUCUGAAAACGACGCUUUGAUGUUGGUCUCAGACUGGAACAUAUAUUUUUAAUUCCCGUCUAUUAUUUACACGAUGUAUUUUAAGUUCGAUGAAUCGAUAUAUUUACUAGUAAAAGAGCUAUAGGUUUAAUUUUAUUGCGACGAGUAAAUAUUAUAAAGUCGUUUUAAUAAAACAUUACGUGAGAUUAAAACACUGAACGAGUCAGGAUGGUAUAAAUUCGUUAAAUUAUAUUUUCAUAAUAUUAUCAUAAAGUUUGCGAGGUUUCAGUGUGGGAUGUAAAAGAUAACAUAGUACUGAAAACAUAGAAAAUUAUUAUAGAAUUACGAAAGUAAAUUAAAAUAUUGUUACUUGAUUAAAUAAAUAAUGUGUAGCGGUAAACGUUUGGUCAAAACUAGUCAAAAUUUUGUAUAAUAACUGACGCAACAUAUCUACUAGAUCUCGAAUAAAUGUAAAUUUACCAAAGUUACUGUAGUAAUUUAAAUUGUAGAUAUUAUUUAGACUAAAUUAAAAGUAUUAAUAAAUAUAGACUGAGUUUCAUGUAAAUGCUUGUAAAUAUUACGGCUAAAAGAAAAGUUAGUGUUAUGAAUGCUUAAUUAAUUACAUUAUUGUUUCUGUGUAGGUCUAAGUCGAACCCAUCAGAAAUUGUCAAUUACA